Penaeus vannamei (Pacific white shrimp) is the source of this 1697-nucleotide messenger RNA. The record is from RefSeq and is a predicted model, not a curated record. NCBI's taxonomy places the organism in Eukaryota, Metazoa, Arthropoda, Malacostraca, Decapoda, Penaeidae.
GUUUAUUGUACAUGACCAGACAACAGAGACAAUAUCGAUGCUUGUUGAUGCAAUUGUGCCUGAGGGCUUGGAGGAACAAGAAAUUGAAUCAGACGAAGAGGAGGACAAGGAGGAGGAGGAGGAGGAGGAGGAAGAUGAAGAAAUGAGUGAGGAGGAAGAUGAAAAAAAGGAAGAGGAUGGUAAAGGAGAAGAUGAAGGUGAUCCCCUGGAUGAGAUAGAUAUAGGUGAUGAUGAGGAAGACAUGGAUGAUGAUCAAGAUGAUGUAAGUGAUGAAGAAGAAUCAGCAGCUGCUAAGGACAUGACUGCUAAGCUGCGCUUAGAACUGGCACUUGCACAAGGAGAACAUGAGGAUAUUGAUUUAGAUGAAGCUCCAGAGGAAGAACUGGAAAAGCUGGACAUAGCAAUGUCCGCAAUUUUUGCAAAGUACCGCGGACCUAAGAAAGGAAAGAAGGAACCAAAGAAGAAACUGAAAGAUAUACAUUUGGAGUGUCGAGCCUAUGACAUACUGGAGGUGUACAUUGAGCAGCACCCAAGCAUGGGGUUCACUCUUGGCUUGGUACGGCCUCUCUUGGUCACUUUGAAUUCUCUAGCCACCACGAGUGAAAAGGGCGAGAAGAAGAAUGACACCAGGAUCAUGAGGUUAAGGAAACUGCUUGAUAUGUUGGGAGAAAUUCAGAGUUUUGAAAAAGUAGAUAUGAAUAUUUUAGAAAUGUCUGAAGAACUUGAAACCUUUGUGACCAGCACCAUUGAUUAUAAGUUUGCUCUAAGCAGAUAUAUAGCAGAUUGCCACACCCUGAUGAUAAGGUGCUGCUUACAGAUAUUGGGUGAAGCUGCACACCGGAGCAACCCAAUCAUAGAUUUAUUUUCAGAGCAUUUAUUCUUCAUGCUAAACAAGAAAGAAACAGAAAAGAAAAUCCUUAUGUAUGCUGGAGCCUGCUCACUUGACUGGGGUGCCCUUUGGAAACUGGUGAAAGAUAUGGUGGACUUUGCAUUUGAGAAAAAUAACAAAUACUUUGGGAGGACAAAUGCUCUGACUGUCCUCUCACUUCUGUUCAAAAAUAAAGCUCUCUUCAGUCGAACCACUACUGUUGAAGUGAAGCAGCUCGGAGAAGCAGUGUCUCAGAUUCUUCUUGGAAUUCUCAAAAGGUUCAACCUUAAACAGCAAGCACGUUUUGUGUCUCGUCUAUUUGAAUUUAUGAUUGUCCUGAGAGAGAAUCAUAGGGAUCCGGACACUUCAGGAAUUAGAUGGGAGGAGAUCCUGGUUGCAGUAAGAAAUCUUGAUAAGGAAAUUCCAACAGCAAGUCGAUCACCAUUGAGGGUCUAUUACAAAGAAUUGGUCAGGGCACUGCAUAGAGAUCCUACUCAGCAGGCUGCAGACUCAGAAGGUAAAAAGAGGAAGUAUGAAGAGGAGGAAGAACGCAGGACCCAAAACAAGAAGAGAAAAGAGCUGGCAAGGAAGAAGCAACAGGCAAAAAAGAAGAAGGCAAAAGAGUUAGCAGCUCAAAAGGGACCAAAGAAAUUCCUCGGCAAGAAGGGUAAAGUGAAGAGAAAACGAGCAAGUCAGAAAAAAAGGGCAAGGAGAUCAGAGGCGUAAUCAUCUCUGAAAAUAGUGCUUUGUUGUUUCUUUGUAAAAUAUAUGUUGUAUUAGAACAUAAGCUAUAUGUAUGAAUAAAAUGAAUAAUUAUUGUUAACAAUUA